Aureobasidium pullulans EXF-150 is the source of this 3651-nucleotide messenger RNA. Its product is annotated as HECT-domain-containing protein. NCBI's taxonomy places the organism in Eukaryota, Fungi, Ascomycota, Dothideomycetes, Dothideales, Saccotheciaceae. The transcript has 3 exons. Gene Ontology annotation, molecular function: ubiquitin protein ligase activity. Bases 1 to 3651 code for a protein of 1216 amino acids. The record is from RefSeq and is a predicted model, not a curated record. Gene Ontology annotation, biological process: protein polyubiquitination.
AUGUCUCUGUGGCCGCCGCGAUUCACAUCCUUAACUUCGAGUUCAUCGGGAAACACGAACCGUCCUUCGCCUACUUCUCCUCCGCGCCUCACUCGCGACCAGCAACAGCCACCGUUGUCUCCUCGAGGCGGUCAAUCCUCGAGUCCACGUCAGCAACCACACACGCGCGCCGUUAGCCACCCGCUACCUAGGAUCUUUGGAAAGAAGAAGAGUGCCCCUGUCUUGCGAGACGUUCCUCUUGAUGAAUCCUUGGUACCUGUGCUGGAUGCUGGUCCGUCCGGAGUACCUAAGUCAGACAAGCCGAUUGGCGGUCGCAAGAGGGAUGAAGAAUUGACCACACGUCAAUGCAUGUGCUGCGACAACACUGUACGCUUUCCUCGUGAUCUCAAGGUCUUUCGUUGCACCAAUUGCUUGACCAUCAACGACCUCGAGCCCUACGUCAAGGAGACUCGGGACCCCAAGCCUUCAACAUAUCCGAACCAGCAGCCUGGGCCGCGCCCAAUCCUUCCGCUAUCCGUUGAACGCAGUCGAGCCAUCAUUGAUCGAUGUCUCAUCACAUACCUCGAAGCACGAUGCCGGAGAGGAGAUACGCCAACUUCUCCAGGUCCAUCAGUCCUCCAAGAUCCUUUCGUUCGCCGUGAUCCGACGACAGACCAUGCGACUCUCCAACCAUCACCACGCUUCGCGCAAUCACCGACCGAGACGCCAGAAACUGCUUCUGCCACCUUGAAGUCACAGGACGACUUUCAAUAUUUCUCAUACUCGAACUCUCUUUCGCCGAAUAAGAGCCCUUCACGUCCGAAGACGGCCGGCUCGGCAUACACAGCUCCUCAUGAGCCUCUAGUACCGCCAAUGCCACCUCUGCCACCCAUCAGAAGACCGCCUCCACCUCCUGGAUCCCAUUCUUCGCCCCUUCCGAUGCGUCCUGGUCCGCCUAAUUCGAACGACCGAAAUAUCUCACGUUACGAUCGCGUCAAAGUUAUAUUUAAGCCUCUGGAGGACUACAUGUUGAGCAGUUUCGGUGACUACAAUUGUCUAAACACUUCUUUCAGCACUGUACGUCAGCAUGUUGCUGUUCGCAGACAAAGCGAGAGUGCCAUCAAAACUCCCCCUUCUGAACCUGUCGAAGGUGUCAAUCAAAGUCCGAUCGAUUUGUUCUCUCAAAUGGAUGCAAAAACGUUACUACUUGGUGAUUUUGCUGAGAACGGAGACUGGUGGACAGGUCGCGUGACUCGCAACCGCUCCGACAAAUCUGACAAACGCGGCCAUCAUGGCUCAGAAGGUAGACGAUUGACCACUUCCCGAUCCCCUCAUAUCGAUUGGGAUCAGCUUACACACUGGUACGAUGUUAUUCACGCUGCUGGGCUUAGAUGGCGCGACAGAGUUGCAAACCUGAGGAAUGUCGACCGGGAGAAGGUGGACGAGCAUAUUCGCGGCCCUGCCAAUGCUAAGGAGAUUGAUGAGGAUAUUGCGGAAGCUCGACUACAUGCUGAACGCGCACUGCUGAAGAUUACUGAAAAUAUCCUCAAGCGGCCCACUCGACCUCUCAUAGAGCCAGAUCACAUACGUUUUUUGCUUGUCAUUCUGGCCAACCCCUCGUUGUAUCCCUCGAACCGAAACUCAGGAAACCGACCACCCAUGCCUCGUACUCCUUCCGGGCUCAAGAGCUCAACAUUGGCGCCACCGUCUGCGUCAAGAAUGAUCUCCCCACAAAAGCCGCCAGGUACACCUGUUGGAAACGAACCAGGGCAGCAUGCUGGUAUUCUCAAGCGUAUCUUCGGAUUGAUUGCGAAUUCCUCUGAGAAUUGUCAUCGUUGUCUUACCAACUGGUUUAGUAGGAUGCCCGAGCAACAGUUCAUCAAGACGGUCGAUUUGGUAGCGCGAUUUGUCACGUAUCGUCUUUCACGCCGUAAGAGUAGGCCUCGUAGUGUGACGCCUCAAGACGGCGGUCUCAUUCCUGAUCUGUCGGGAUCUGCAAGAAACACUUUCGCUCAGCUCCAAUCAGCAACUGGAUUGAGUGGCAGCGGCAGUGGAGCUGGAAGAAACAAGAUGCCUCAAAUGGAGACAAUUAGUGUGGUCGACUACAGUGAAGAUUGGCAGCUGAGGGCCGCUGCCAAAAUCAUGGCAAUGUUGUUUGCUGCAAAUAACACAUGGCAGACCAAGAAAGGUGGCCUCACCCCUGCUCAGACAAGCAUCUCCACACUAUCUCGGCCUCGCACAAAGAUGCAUGGACAAUUACUUCCCACUUCCGACUUCUACAACACUCUGCUCGACUACAAUGAUCUGGUCGCCGAUUUCAAAGCUUGGGAGUCGAAGAAGGCGAAGUUCACAUUCUGUCAAUAUCCGUUAUUCCUUUCGAUGGGCGCCAAAAUUCGUAUCAUGGAGUAUGAUGCUCGUCGACAGAUGGAGAUCAUGGCUCGCGAGGCCUACUUUGAUUCCGUCACGACGCGCAGAUCAAUUGAUGGCUAUUUCCAUCUGCGUGUCAGACGCGAGUGCAUGGUCGACGACAGUCUAAAGCAAAUCAGUGGUGCCGUAGGGUCAGGUCCAGAAGAGUUGAAGAAGGGCCUCAAGGUUCACUUCACAGAUGAAGAGGGUGUUGAUGCAGGUGGCUUGAGGAAGGAGUGGUUCUUGACAGUCGUCAGAGACAUCUUCGAUCCUAACCAUGGCAUGUUCCUCUAUGACGACGACUCAGGCUUCUGCUAUUUCAACCCAUCUUCUUUCGAGACGAGCGAUCAGUACUACCUUGUAGGCGCUCUUCUUGGACUCGCAAUCUAUAAUUCCACUAUCCUCGAUGUGGCUCUCCCACCUUUCGCUUUCCGCAAGCUACUUGCAUCGGCCCCUCCUUCGGCCCAAAAUCCUGCCUUACCUUCGAGUAGCAGAACGCAAGUCACCUAUACUCUCGAAGACCUGGCCGAGUGGCGACCUGUGCUUGCAAAGGGCUUACGAGACCUUCUUGAAUACGACGGAGAUGUUGAGGCGACAUACUGCCGAGACUUUGUCGCAAGUGUUGAGCGAUAUGGUGUUGUGACUGAUACUCCUCUGCUUCCUGGCGGUGAAGCGAUACCAGUCACCAAUGAGAAUAGACGCGAGUAUGUUGACGCUUAUAUCCGCUAUUUGCUCGAUACGUCCGUGGCUAGGCAAUUUGAGCCCUUCAAGCGUGGCUUCUUCACCGUCUGCGCCGGCAAUGCGUUGUCCCUAUUCCGUGCAGAGGAGAUCGAACUCAUGGUCCGCGGUUCCGACGAAGCUCUCGACGUCGACUCCCUAAAAGCCGUCGCUGUAUACGAGAAUUGGCGCGAAGCAUCUCCACCUCACAAACCCCUACCCAAUCCAGCAGAGCAAGUCCCAGUAAUCUCGUGGUUCUGGGAAUGUUUCCGCAGCGCCACACCAGAAGCACAACGCAAACUCCUCGGCUUCAUUACAGGCUCCGACCGUAUCCCUGCCGUCGGCGCCACGAACCUGAUCUUACGCAUUGUCUGUGGCGGUGAUGGAACAGCUGGACAAGGAGAAGCUGGUGGUAAAGAGAAAGAGAGGUUUCCUAUUGCGCGCACUUGUUUCAACAUGCUUGUGCUUUGGGGGUAUGAGAGUAAAGCGAAACUGGAAGAGAAGCUUUGGAGGGCCGUGGCUGAGAGUGAAGGGUUUGGAUUGAAGUGA